AUGUACCUAUACAACUCCACCAGGACUAACUGUACCUAUACAAUAUCCACCAGGACUAUCUAUACCUAUCAAUAUCCACCAGGACUAUAUGUACCUAUCAAUACCCACCAGACUAUCUAUACCUAUACAAUAUCCACCAGACUAUCUAUACCUAUACAAUACCCCCCAGGACUAUCUUAUACCCAUACAAAAACCCCCCAGGACUAUCAGUACCUAUACUUACCCACAGAACUAUCUGUACAUAUACAAUAUCCACCAGGACUAUCUAUACCUAUACAAUAUCCACCAGGACUAUCUAUACCUAUACAAUACCCACCAGGACUAUCUGUACCUAUACAAUAUCCACCAGGACUAUCUGUACCUAUACAAUACCCUUCAGGACUAUCUAUACCUAUACAAUAUCCACCAGGACUAUCUAUACCUCUACAAUAUCCACCAGGACUAUCUAUACCUCUACAAUAUCCACCAGGACUAA
Messenger RNA from Coregonus sp. 'balchen', 475 nucleotides. The record is from the annotation of a GenBank genome assembly. Lineage: Eukaryota; Metazoa; Chordata; Actinopteri; Salmoniformes; Salmonidae.